Messenger RNA from Bipolaris maydis ATCC 48331, 153 nucleotides. The record is from RefSeq and is a predicted model, not a curated record. NCBI's taxonomy places the organism in Eukaryota, Fungi, Ascomycota, Dothideomycetes, Pleosporales, Pleosporaceae.
AUGACUUUGGCGGAGCGAAAUGUCGCAGUUGGAAUGUUGCAGGGGGGUGUAACGCUAUUAGAAGUCGCGGCUAAGUUUGGACGGGCUGCGUCCACCAUCUACCGCCUCUACAAGGAGUAUAAUACCACCCGUAGCACUGAUGAUAUGCCUUAA